Molecule: messenger RNA, 675 nt
Organism: Malaya genurostris
Lineage: Eukaryota; Metazoa; Arthropoda; Insecta; Diptera; Culicidae
Product: biogenesis of lysosome-related organelles complex 1 subunit 4-like
Exons: 2
Coding region: 46-612 (188 amino acids)
Cellular component (GO): BLOC-1 complex
Source: RefSeq, a predicted model, not a curated record
UCGAAUUGAUAGCGAAUUUAAUUUCAUUGUUAUUGUUUUAAUUGCAUGCUAAAGUAUCCAAGCUUUGUGUUUUCUGUAACAUGUAAUCAUAAUCAUUACCGUGCAUCCGAUUGCAUAUGGUCAGUCAUGGCCGAAGAGAUAGUAGAAGAUUAUACCGGUUAUUUUAGGGCUUCGAAUUUACAAUCGGAGAUGCGACCAAUCUCGUCCCGCAUAGACGAAAUGUUGUUGCGUCUAGAGGAAUUCGAAAGUCUGCUGGUGCUGGUCAAAGAGGAAUCCGCAGUGACCGUUCAGCAAAAUAUUCCGAAAAUUCUAUCGCUUAAACCCGAACUGGACAAGCUUUGUGAGCGACUGGAUCAACUGGAGAAAUUUGUCUCGAUGGUGACGAAAAAUUUAGAUGCUGUCGAACGGCAGGUCCAAAUAGCGGAGGAAGAGCUCGACAUUCCGGACAAAACUAUCAACGUACUGCUCAAGUCGUUGAAUAUUUUCGGAAAAUCGAAACAGGUGGAAAGACAAACGAACCGAAAUGCUAGCGGACUGUAUGAAGCACCAGUAAUUUUUAAAACGGAGAACUAUUUUGGCCCUAAAAUUUCCGGUCAGGAUGGUACCAACUGAUUUGUGAAACAGUAGAAUUAUAUAGUUGAGACAAUAAAUUUAUACAAGUAUCUGGUUAGGAAA